This is a messenger RNA of Penicillium coprophilum, 1659 nucleotides long. RefSeq lists its product as uncharacterized. The coding region runs from base 1 to 1659 and encodes 552 amino acids. The transcript has a single exon. The record is from RefSeq and is a predicted model, not a curated record. NCBI's taxonomy places the organism in Eukaryota, Fungi, Ascomycota, Eurotiomycetes, Eurotiales, Aspergillaceae.
AUGGAUGCACAGUAUCCCUUUGCCUCUCGUGACGACAUUUGGCGCGUCUUUGACGAGUUGAAGGAGCUCCACAUUGCGCAGUACGAGCAAGGCGAACGGCUCGCGCAACUGGAGCGUCGUCGGGACGACGAUGCCAGACUAAGGAGUCCUUGGUGUUCUGCCUCGCCGUUUCCACAUUCAGUUGGAGCAAUCGCUCCAGGUAGUCCACUGCCCUCAGGGAUAAGCUCGCCACUUACCAAGACCUCCCUCCCAGACCCCGCUUACCACUCGCCCCCGGAUGCUUUCAAAGGAUUUGAUCAGGGUCAUCAUUCUGCAAUGGUUACUUCUGCUGUUGGGUUUGAUGGUGAGGACGAGCCCAGACGAGGCGCAUCGCGAGCCAACAGUGUCCGAUUUGACGAAAGUGCCAUCCACGGGAACGCCCAGGCUAGCCGCCCCAGCAAUGACCUUCCUCUGCGGACCGGCAGCAGCUUGAGUACGCACCCGCUUCUUGAGCGAACGUUUUCCCACCAAUCUGAUGGACGAUUGAGCUCAUCUGGUCACUCGCAUCAUUCCGCUCGGACCAAUAGCCUGCGCCUGAACACCACCCGGCUGCUUGGUGCUACGCCUAUCGACUCCCCUUUGAUUCCCCCGCCUGGACUUUUCUUGCUGGGACCAGUCCCAUCCAUCAUUCGGUGCUGGUUGUCUGAUACUUUCACUAACGAUUCUCUCCUGUACGCAGCCGUUUGCUCGGGCUCUUACGUCUCAACUCUGGGAUUCUCCAUGGUCCGCGAUUUUGGCAUGGAGAGCAUGAUCGUCCGCGAAGGCGAGGUGCCGUACAUCAAGCUUCCGCUCUAUCUUCCCGAAGCACUUAUUCACCCAUCCUCGUCCCGCCCCGGAACCCCCACUCACCAAGUUCCUACCGUGACCAUCCGCUUCCUGAUUCGGGAGACAGAAGUUGACAAUAAUUCCAUUCAGAUCAUCAUUGGAAGCGAUGUGAUGCGCGCCCACAACGCUGAUAUUUUGUUCUCACAAGAUAAACUGAUCAUGGUGGACGAUGACCACAACCGGGUAUCUGUCCCCCUCGUGCGUCCUGAGAAGGACUCCGUGUUUAAAUCUCUUUGCACCUCCCCUGGUACCGCCCAUUAUGGAGACUUAUUGGGACCUCCUGCUAAUGGACCUUCGUCCGUCGGUAUCAUUGGCCGGCCUGUUAAUGUUCCACAAAAGCCGGCCUGUGCGCCUCCAUCAGCUCGUCUGCCUGGUAACGAGAAUAACGAUCCUCACAAGUCCCAUACACAGAACCAGCAAGCUCAUACUCUCGUCUCGGCUGGAAAUCGCGCAAUUGCUGCCAAUCCGCAGACCUCCGAGCCUACUAAAACCGAAGACACGCCUUGGGGCGGCCCAUGGCGUCGCGAUGCCAAGAAAUCAACCAGCACAACCAAAAAGGCUGCUGAUAAACGUGAGAUGAAAGUCUUCCGAAAGUCUAGCAGCUAUGCGAACUCCUCGACUUCGGCCUCGGCUCCUGGCAGUGUUACCAAUGAGCAGGCCGACAAGUCGUCUCUGUCGACUACUUCUGCCCACCAUCCAAGUACUCCUUCGGACAAGCAUGGUACGCUGAAUCCCGUGGGCAGUGCAUCGGCAUUUGGAUGGCUCAACCCGGCCCCCCACAACGCCUCGUCCUAG